This is a messenger RNA of Danaus plexippus (monarch butterfly), 1683 nucleotides long. It is a transcript of the gene DEF8, whose product is annotated as differentially expressed in FDCP 8 homolog. The coding region runs from base 177 to 1496 and encodes 439 amino acids. The record is from RefSeq and is a predicted model, not a curated record. The transcript has a single exon. NCBI's taxonomy places the organism in Eukaryota, Metazoa, Arthropoda, Insecta, Lepidoptera, Nymphalidae.
AGCUUUAUGUUAUUAUUUCAUUACUCAUCACUUAUUUUGUUCACAACAAAGAAAAUAUAUUAUGAGCGUUAUAUGGUCCAUACGCAUUAACGAGAUUGUUAUAAUAAGUAUGUAAAGAGGACAGUGUGUAUUAAAAUGUAUUGCAGAUAAGGAACUAUAAUUAGUGCAAGACAAUCAUGGCCACAACCCUGAACGAUUCGCCAAAGUAUCGUAAUAGUUUAAUCUGCUGCAGCCCCAGGAGUGUCGAUGUGACUUCCAGAUCAUCGUCUUCCACAUCCGGAUGUGUCUCCGCUGACGAGAGUUACGAUUCAAACUACAUUCCGAAGUCUAUAGCGAAUAAGAAACUCAAAAUACACAGCUCAGCUACGAAAGAGGAAGUGGAGAAAGCUAUCAAUCAAUGCAAAGAGCUAGUUUUAAAUAGCCCACAGUGCUCCGAUGAACGCAAGUGGCUCGUGCGAUAUUUAGUUGAAUUGAGACUGCGUUUAGAAGAUUUAAAAGAAAACGACGGUCAACUGAGGUCUCGCGUGGCAAUUAAGGGUCACCACUUCGAACAACAGACAACGACUAGCAAUCGUAAACAAUACUGUGAUCAUUGCAGCGGGGUAAUAUGGAGUAUUGUUCAAAGUUCAUAUAUAUGUAAGGACUGCGGCUACAUUUGUCAUUACAAAUGCGUCGACGAUAUCUGUAGAGUGUGUGCGCAUGUUGUUAUGACAGAGAAGGGACAGUUCGAGAUGAAUAUAUGUCCAGAGAAAGGUUUAGCGGCACAGGAGUACAAGUGUGCGGAAUGCAAUACACCAUUAACAUUCAAAGACUCAUGGAAUGAGCCUCGUCUCUGUGAUUACACCGGGAUGUAUUUCUGUGGAACCUGUCAUUGGAAUGAUCUAUCCCCAAUACCGGCUAGGGUCGUCCACAAUUGGGAUUGGGAGAAAAGAUACAUAUCGAGACUAGCUUACCAGAUGCUGACAUUAUCUUGGUCUCGGCCCUACAUUGAUGUAGAAAAUGUUAAUUCCAAACUAUUUAGCUUCAUAGCUGAACUUGAAUGGGUGCAUAAGAUGCGGAAAGAUCUGGAAUGGAUGAAACGUUACUUGUGUGCUUGUAGUGAAGGCUCAAAUCUACUAUCACCGUUAUUUGUUCAGCUUGGUGAUGUCAACAGGAAAUACAGCAUGUCACAUUUACAAGCCAUCAACGAUGGCAGCCUCGAGACACAGCUAACGGAACUAACGGAAGUAUGCAGGUUGCACAUCACCAACUGCUCUUUAUGUUCAGGCAAAGGUUAUUUAUGUGAGGUAUGCGGCAACAAUGAGGUUUUAUAUCCAUUCGACAGCGGAGCAAUAAUGUGUGACAAGUGCAAUUCGAUGUACCACAGAGGCUGCUGGCUCAGGAAGGGGCAGAAUUGCUUGAAAUGUUUGAGGUUGGGAGAAAGAAAGAAAAAUAUUAACACCACAGAUGAUGUAGACACUAACCUAGAAUAUGAUAUCGAUAAAUUUGUUAAAUAAAGCCUUGUUAGCUUAAAAAUGUUGAUAGCAAUAAUUUGACCAACUUUACCGUGAUUUUAUGCUCUAAGAUUGAAUAAUUUUAAUAUAUGUUGGUGCUGUUACGAUCGGUUCAAAAAUUUUGGCUUUAACCACAACAAUUGCUCCAAUAUUUAUUUUUGCGUAAUGAAAUAAAUUACUACUGAAUUAA